AUGUCUACAAGGUCUGCUGUUCCAUUUUCUAGGGAUGCAUUAGAGCAGGUCUUAAAAAGAAGAUUCUUUUUUGCACCAGCUUUUGAUAUAUACGGUGGUGUAUCUGGAUUAUAUGAUUAUGGUCCACCAGGAUGUGCUUUGCAAGCAAAUAUAGUUGAUACAUGGAGGAAACAUUUUAUUUUGGAAGAAGACAUGUUAGAGGUAGACUGCACAAUGCUUACUCCACACGAGGUCUUAAAGACAUCGGGCCAUGUUGAUAAGUUUGCGGAUUGGAUGUGCAGGGACUUGAAAACGGGUGAAAUAUUUAGAGCUGAUCACUUGGUGGAAGAGGUAUUGGAGUCGAGGUUAAAAGGAGACAAGGCAGCAAGAGGUCAGUCAGUCGAGGAAAAAGAGGAUGAAGAAAAGAAGAAGAGAAAAAAAAAGGUUAAGGAGAUAAAAACUGUUAAGUUGGAUGAUGUAGUCGUUAAGGAGUAUGAAAAUAUUUUAGCACAAAUUGAUGGUUUCUCAGGGCCACAAUUAGGAGAAUUGAUGAAAAAAUAUGAUAUCACUAAUCCAGCAACUGGGGGUCCUUUGGAACCACCCGUGGAGUUUAAUUUGAUGUUUGAGACUGCUAUUGGGCCUUCCGGUCAAUUAAAGGGAUACUUGAGGCCAGAGACUGCUCAGGGCCAGUUUCUCAAUUUUUCUAAGUUGUUGGACUUCAACAACGAGAAAAUGCCAUUCGCCUCCGCUUCAAUCGGUAAAUCAUUUAGGAAUGAAAUUUCUCCCAGAGCUGGCUUAUUAAGAGUACGUGAGUUCUUGAUGGCUGAAAUUGAGCACUACGUUGAUCCUGAAGACAAGACACACUCUAAAUUCGACGAUAUUAAGGACAUCAAGUUGAAAUUCUUACCUAAAAACGUUCAAGAAUCGGGUUCUAACGAAUUGGUUGAAAUGACAGUGGGUGAAGCUGUUAGAACGGGAAUGGUCGACAAUGAAACUUUAGGUUACUUUAUCGCUAGGAUUUACUUAUUCCUUGUAAAAAUCGGUGUGGAUUCGAACAGAUUGAGGUUCAGGCAACAUUUGGCAAACGAAAUGGCACAUUAUGCUGCUGACUGUUGGGAUGCCGAAUUGCAAACAUCAUAUGGUUGGAUUGAAUGUGUCGGUUGUGCCGACAGAUCCGCUUAUGACUUGUCUGUCCAUUCUGCUAAAACUAAUGAAAAAUUAGUUGUUAGGCAGGCUUUGGAUGAACCCAGGACAGUAGAGAAGUAUGAGGUCAACAUUGCUAAAAAGAAAUUUGGCCCAAGGUUCAGAAAGGAUGCUGGCGCCGUCGAGAAAUGGUUAUUAAGCAGAACUCAAUGCGAAUUAGAAGAUUUAGCCUCCGAGUUGAACAAUAAAGGAAAAAUAGCGUUCAAAGUCGAAUCAAUGACAGAAAAGGUUGAGUUGGAUACUGAGUUUGUGACUAUCGAAAAGGUCAAAAGAACGGAACACAUACGCGAAUUCACACCUAAUGUGAUUGAACCAUCUUUUGGUAUUGGGCGUAUACUCUAUUCCAUUUUCGAACAUCAGUUUUGGUCAAGACCAGAAGACAAAGAUAGAUCAGUCUUAUCUCUUCCACCUCUUGUCGCUCCAACGAAGGUAUUGUUAGUUCCAUUAUCCUCUAAUGCAGAAUUGCAGCCAAUUGUUAAGAAAGUUUCUUCCUUAUUAAGAAAAGAACAAAUUCCUUUUAAAGUGGAUGACUCUUCCGCUUCUAUUGGUAAAAGGUAUUCUAGAAAUGAUGAACUAGGAACACCAUUUGGUAUCACCAUCGAUUUUGAUUCUAUUAAUGAUCAUUCUGUCACUUUGAGAGAGAGAGACUCUACAAAGCAAGUGCGUGGGUCUGUUGAUGAAGUUAUCAAAUCUAUUAAGCUCCUUAUCGGCGACACCGUUACAUGGUCUGAAGGAACUUCAAGCCUCACUCCAUUCGAGUCUCAAAGUUCAUGA
Messenger RNA from Priceomyces carsonii, 1956 nucleotides. It is a transcript of the gene GRS1, whose product is annotated as glycine--tRNA ligase. Gene Ontology annotation, biological process: mitochondrial glycyl-tRNA aminoacylation. The record is from RefSeq and is a predicted model, not a curated record. Lineage: Eukaryota; Fungi; Ascomycota; Pichiomycetes; Serinales; Debaryomycetaceae. The transcript has a single exon. Gene Ontology annotation, cellular component: cytoplasm; mitochondrion. Bases 1 to 1956 code for a protein of 651 amino acids. Gene Ontology annotation, molecular function: ATP binding; glycine-tRNA ligase activity.